ACACAUGGAAUAAUACCUGCUGUUAGCCUGGGGUUUAGCUAGCGUCCAUACAAAACAAAUCAUAAACAGUGCAUGUUAUCUCCUGCAUGUUGUCUGAGAGGCCAAAACCUAAAGAAGCUGCACUGUUCGGAAGAGCUGCAUGUAGAAUGAGCUCGCUGUUUGUUUAACUUUAUCCGCGUUUAAAACCCGCUGCUGUUUCCUGUAGUGUGACAGUAUUUUCAGAUCAGCUGAAAUGUCAGGAAUUAAACGCAAACUGGAGGAUAAAGAUCCAGACUAUGAGGACAUCACCCAAGUGCAGCAGAGCAAGAGGAGCAAAGUACUUGAACAGAAUGCACGUGAUGCCGCAAUACAGAAGAUUGAAGCGAUCAUCAGAGACCAGUUUGGCCUGGAGAUGAAGAACAAGGAACAUGAGAUUGAGGUCAUCAGCCAGCGUUUAAAUGAGGCAAGGAGGAUGAUGGACAAGCUGAGAGCCUGCAUUGUGGCUAGUUACUACACCAACGCUGGCUUGUCGAAAGUUUCUGAGUCCUCAGUGAGUGAUUUCAAUCAUCCAGCUAUUAAACGCUUCCUGGAGUCCCCGUCUCGCUCCUCGUCUCCUUUGAACCAGGGAUCUGAAGCACAUUCUGUAGGCCACUCUGAGACGGAGUCCUUGAGCCAGCCAACAGAGCCAGGAGAGAGAGACAUUCAGGGGUGGAAAGAUGAAGAGUUCAGGCAGCUGGAGCGCAGACCGGGACGCAAUACAGGCAAGGACACAUUCGGUGUGCCGUCAUCUGUAGACCAGCACAUCACAUUCCACACUACAGGAGAGGAGGCAUCACGGCUCUAUGUGAAGAAAACCAUUGUUGUGGGCAACGUUUCAAAGUACAUAGCUCCUGAUAAAAGAGAAGAGAAUGACCAGUCCACUCACAAGUGGAUGGUGUAUGUUCGAGGUUCUCGGAAGGAGCCCAGCAUUGACCACUUUGUAAAGAAGGUGUGGUUUUUCCUGCACCCCAGCUAUAAACCCAAUGACCUGGUGGAGGUCAGUGAACCCCCAUUUCACUUAACACGCCGUGGCUGGGGUGAGUUUCCAGUGCGUGUGCAGAUCCACUUUAAAGACCAGCGGAAUAAACGUAUGGAUAUCAUCCAUAAUCUGAAGCUGGACAGAACAUACACUGGGUUGCAGACUCUUGGAGCAGAGACGGUGGUGGAUGUUGAGCUACACAGAAACUCCCUGGGCGAGGACUUCAUCCCCUACCCUUCUUCCUUCUCUUCAUCAUCAUCUUCGUCCUCUCACAUGGCAAGUUCAGCUGCUUCUGGUGCAUUGCCUGGAAAAUCCGCAAGUCAGAAUUCCUGUCGUGCUGUGUCUCCCUCUCAGCUGUCUCCUGACUCAAGCUCAGAGAAAGGUGAGAUCAGAGCGAGCGAGACGGUGCGAUCAUCAUGUUCUGAGCGAACUGGGUCACAAGCCAAAGGUGUGGAGAAAAUCAGCCAGGGCUCUCAUAUCAGCUCAGCAUUUCAGCCAAUCACAGCCAGCUGCAAGAUUAUGCCCCAGGGACAGACACCCAGUCCUGUCGAGUCACCUGGCAAAUCCUUUCAGCCAAUCACCAUGAGCUGCAAGAUUGUAUCUGGCUCCCCAAUUUCCACCCCUAGUCACUCUCCCUUAUCUAGAACUCCCACCUCCACCCCUGUACACAUGAAGGCCAGCUCAUCUGUCAACAACCCUUACCUCAUUGCUGACAAACCAGGUCAGGUGAUCAGCAUGACCACACCCACUACAGGAAGUCCGUCGACAAAACACAGUGUCGCUGCACAAGGCGCUCGCUCACCUGCUCCCAAAGUCCACUCAAGCAGCUUCCUCUCAUCUGGAGUCAAGGUGAUCAUUAAGCAGGAGCCAGGAGAGGUGACGACUACGUCUGCACAACAGCAGGCUGGAACCACAGCACCGGCUCAGCAGCAGCAGUAUGUGACUGUGAAAGGAGGUCACAUGAUCGCUGUGUCACCACAAAAAAGCGGGGUGGGUUCAGGAGGUGGAGCCACGCCUACCAAGAUGGUGGGGAUUCCAGUUGGCUCUGCGCUACAGUCUGCAGUUAAGCAGGUGGCCAUCAGCAGUGGUCAAAUCCUGGUUGCUAAAUCCAGUCCUGCUGUCUCCAAAGUAAUGGGACAGAAGCAGGUGGUGGCUCAGGGCGUGGCUAAGGCAAUUGUCAGCGGAAGCGGAACAGGUACUGGCAGUGGAGUGUCCGUACAGCAGGUGCACUCGGCUUCCAAAUCAGCAGGAGGAUCAGGAGGUGGUGGCAAGAGUGGAGUAAUGGCAACGCUGCAGUUGCCGGUCAACAACUUGGCAAAUUUGGCCAACCUGCCUCCGGGCACCAAGCUGUACCUGACGACAAACAGCAAGAACCCAUCAGGCAAGGGCAAACUCCUGCUCAUCCCACAGGGAGCCAUCCUGAGAGCUUCAAAUAGUGCAGGGCACCAGUCUCAGAGUUCUUCCGGUUCUGCUCAGUCAUCUGGGAGCAGCUCAGGAUCCAGCAGCCUGCCCACCAGUCUGUCCUGUACCUCUUACAUACUGAAACAGACCCCACAGGGCACGUUUCUGGUUGGUCAGCCAGGGGGUUCUGGGAAACAGGGCACAGCCAGUUCCGCGAGCCAUGCCGCAUCUAGUCCCACCUCGGUUACCCAGCAGGCCAUUCGGGUCACAGCAGGACAGAAGGCAGCCAUCUUGGCUCAGGUGGGUGGCGGCUCCCAGGGCUCUCAGGUAAAGCUGCCUGAUGGAUCGGUGAAGACGAUGACAGCUGCACACCUGUCCAAACCAGGCAGUACCACUUUGAGGAUGACUGGAGGGAUCAUCACAGCCACUACUUCAAGUUCACCUGCAGCGACCACAAGUUCUCAGCAGUCAGCAGAGGGAGCCGGAGUGUCCCCUGCGUCCUCAGGUACUAAAGCAGCUGCACAGCACUCUGUACUGAUGGCAGCCAAUCAAGCUGCAGUAAUCAGUGCCGCUAAAAGUGCUAGCGCUGCAGCCAACGUAGCAAAAAACACCGGCUCUGUUGUAACAAUGUCUAAAAGCAUCAACAUGCCACUCAUCAGCCUGUCAAAGGGGGCAGGGACAGCGGUAGUGAGCGUCCCCAAGAGUGCCAGUCCAUCACUGGUCAAUGCUGCAUCUCUAGUGGGAGGAGCUACAGUUAGUGGGAAGACAGCAGCUGCGAUUUCAGGCAUGUUGAAGCUACAGUCAGGCUCACAGCAGACAGUACUGACGAUUCCAGCUAACCAACUUAAGCAGCUCAGCAUUGGUGGAGCCUCCACAGGCCUCCAGACCAUCCUCAUGCCUGUGGGAAAAGUGGUGCAGUCUAGUUCGAAAGCUGCUCAGAGUGGAGUUUCUCCUUCUACCACUGCACCUUUAGCUCAAGUUAAGACAGAACCUGGAUUGUCCAGCUCCUGCACUACACCCGUAACACCUACAUCUACCCCUUUACCUGCGUUACCUAUCCCCCUGCCCACAGCCACCUCUGCUACUGUUAAAAUGGAACAAGGCACAGAGGUCAAUACACAUGAACUUGUUAAUACGGAACAUAUUGAAACUAUGUUGCAACUUUUGACAGCCGCAGUAAAGAAAUUUCCUUUGAUUGUCCCAGAGAAAACUGAAGAUACCCACCCGUUCUGUGCUACCUCUUUGGAGCAGUACUAUUCCUGGAACAUAGGAAAGCGCAGAGCCGCAGAGCUUCAGAGGGCAGUUGCAGUAAAGCGUCUGGUUCAGGAUAUUUUGGACCGGAACCCACGCCUGCAGGCCCUCAGCCCCCCUAAAACCAGGGAAGUGGUGCAGUGGUGCCGAAUCCGUGGAUACACACCCCCCGAUUCUGAACCUCAACGUGUAGAGGAGGACUCCAUAGAAGACAUUCUCACACAGAUAGACAGUGAGCCAGAGUGUCCCUCUACCCUGACGGAUGUUGACGAGCUGUGUCAGCGUCUUGAGCAGUUGCAGAAGAUUCUGAAGACUGAACCAGAAGAGGAAGACACAGAGCCUGUGGACAUCAUUGCUGUGAAAGAGGUCUGCAGCAGCAGGGUCAAGGUCAAGCAGGAACAGGAAGAGGCAGAGGAGGAGCCAAAAUACUUCCUUGGGUUAUGUCCAUCUUCUCAGUUUAUCAGAGACACAGCAGAGCAGAUUGGUGUGGGUUUCCAGCCGGUUGAAGUGGAGAGAAAUGUCUUUGCUCCAGUAGUGGAAGCCAUGAUUCUCAAGGCUACACAACAGUUUGCCAGUGAGAUACUGCGAGAAUCAUUAGCAAAUGCCUAUGGGAAGUCGCCUCAAAAUAGAGUUCCUAGAGAAAUCUCAGGCAUGAAUGUACACCAGGCUGUCAGCUCGAUACCCACCUGCGAUUUCCUCACUAACAGAUACAUGGGUUUCUUGCUGAAGGAUGACGGCCAUGAAGACUGAAAGUACAACUGGACUGCCAGAACAGUCACAAUAAACUCACAUACACAUGCACGCAUCACUGGUGUACCUUCCAUACUAUCAGCAGUGACGUGUCCAGAAGCUGUUCAUUCAGAUGCACAUGUCACAUUAGAGGUACAAACUGAAGACAUUUGGAUGGAGAUAGCUUGUCGUGUUGAACCCUAUGAUUGUUUAACAUCAGAACAACUGUUAUCUACACAUAGACAUCACUGUCAAAUGAAACGGGGUCAUUUAUUUAGGGUCCGGAACUGUUCAAACCGAGUUUCUGUGUGUUUUAGUAUUUUUUAGUUUUCAUUACUACGAGAGCAUCCCAGUCAGAACUAUAUUCUGGUAACACUAUCACAACUCCUGUACUGCAACUGGUGACUGUUUCUCUGCUUGUCAGGCUUUUUGAUCUGCACAAGCACCUAUUUACAAGGAGAUAAUUAAAAAAAAAAAAAAAACUAAAAGUGCAACUUUGGUAGACUGAGUGAAACCUUACUCGAUAAACACUCCAUGGACCUGCUGUGUAAGCUGUUUGUGUUAGUUACUCUUAACGCAUCUUCAUGUCGGUUUCCUACCCAGUUGGUUUUGGUGUAUUUCCUAGUGAAGACUGCUUAAUAGCUGUACUACUGUUAGUACAGAAUGGUCAUUUCAGUGGUAGCACUGGUAUGUAUUCACUGGUCUUAAUCUGUAGGGGACUGUUAAAGCUACAGCUAACCAGAAAACCCCAGUAAUUAUACAUUACAUGAAUUCUCUACCAUUAACUCUUUCUUUUUCAAGCACUCCAAAGAGAGAUGGGAUUAGAAUCUUGGGGUUGGAAUGGUGGGAAAAUGCUGGCUGAGUGUGUGUUUUCUGUCUCUGUUGUGGUUCAUAGAGUCUUGACCAUCUUUAGACUAAGACAUUGCAGGCUGGGUUUGUGAGCUGAUAAAAUACACAGUGAAAAGACAAUCCCAGUACUUUUGAAAAUGUAUUUUAUAAUUUUGCGGGAAGAUUUGUUCUGUUAUAAAGAUGGCUGGUGCUUGAUGUUGACCUGUGAAACAUGUCAGGUGCUUUUAUUUCACCGUGUACACAACUGUUUCUCACACUUGGUCCUAGUGUAUCUUUGUAAUGUGUGGUUCUGUGUGCUCACACACAUCUUAUUAAACAUUUUAGUUUGUAAGCCAUGUUUAAAUUUAAUCAGCUAAGCCGAAGAUGGAACAAAGCUAAGUUAUGCAGAGAAAAGAUUCUGGGUCCAGAUGGCUCAUGCAUACAGUAGAUGUUGAUUAGUUUGGAAGAGCGCAGUACUUCCAGGAGACAUUUAGCCAAAAGUGUUUAUAAAACUAAUAUGAUGAUAAUUCCAUUCCAGUCUUUAUAGCUUAAACAGCAUUUCAAGCUGUUUGUUAUUAUAAGGAUUAUCUGUUGAACAGCUGAUACAGUUGAGGGCAAAUUUGUAUACCUUUAGUAUAAAAUGAAGAAAAAAGAAUGAAUUGGAAAACUGAAUAUGAUCUUAGUUCAGAAAUUUGCAGCUUUCUUCCUGAAUGUGAUAUUUUGUAAGAAGCUCUGUACCCCCCUGCCUUUACAACUACCUCCAAUCUCUUGUAUCCUCUAACAGGUUUCUGGAUUGUCUCCGUUCUCAUAUUUAACCCACCACUCUUUAUUUCCGUUCUAUCUUUGCCGGUUUAUUGGCCAGUCUUUGCUCAUUAUUCUUGACACAUCUGUUAUAAACUCUACUACAUCAGACACUGCCUUCAGAUCAGGUGUGUGAACACUGUGAGGAUCAUGGCAACAUGUAGACUCUCAUCCUUGGUUCUUUUCAAGUUCUUUUGUUGAUCGUCUUGUUGCAGAAUAUAUUCACAUUUCACUUUUAAAAUUCUUUCGCACUGGACGUUCUCUCGAUUGCUACAUUGUGUUCAAUGUAGAAGUAAUGAACCAGCAAUGCAUCUGCGUCUGUGUGUUUGUAAAUGUAUGACUGUGUGGGUGUCAAGGUUAGUUUGCUCUGUGACAGUUGUACAUUUUUGUUUACGGCCGUUCUAUGUGCACUAACAGACUUAAGUCAUUACAUGUUUAACCAGUCUUAAUGUAUUGUAGACAUACACGACCAAUUAUAUUUUGCCUUGUAAUGUAACUAAAAUAAUGACUUAUUCUUGUAUUAAAAUGGUAGACACCAUAAA
This is a messenger RNA of Clarias gariepinus (North African catfish), 6549 nucleotides long. RefSeq names its product YEATS domain containing 2 (gene yeats2). Bases 233 to 4399 code for a protein of 1388 amino acids. Lineage: Eukaryota; Metazoa; Chordata; Actinopteri; Siluriformes; Clariidae. Gene Ontology annotation, molecular function: histone binding. Gene Ontology annotation, cellular component: NuA4 histone acetyltransferase complex. Gene Ontology annotation, biological process: chromatin remodeling; regulation of transcription by RNA polymerase II. The record is from RefSeq and is a predicted model, not a curated record. The transcript has 31 exons.